GGUCCUAUUCAAUUCACAAUGAAUUAAUGGUCUCUGCUGGAAUAUGCAUUACCAAACAUAUUACGCAGGCGAAUGAUGAGUUUCACACCUCGCAACAUAUUAAACAGUAUCUAGCGAUUCGAUGAAAGAAAAGACGCACAAAAGAAAUGGGCACUGGACGGCAAUUUGCAACAAUUUCAGUAAACUCACCCCCUCGAAAUCCAGGUUAUUGCGCCCUGUUCGUUGUACUUACAUUGGUUUUUAUCCAGCAGUGCGCAACGUUUAACUUGGAAACGGAAAAUCGCGUCGUCUACACUGGACCUAAGGACAGUUUUUUCGGUUAUUCGGUGGAUGUUUUCUACAAUAAUUCGUCUAGUGUCAGCAUUCUGAUUGGUGCUCCCAAAGCUAACACCAGCCAACCGAAUGUCAACGAAGGUGGAUCUGUGUACUUAUGUCCCUGGAGCCAGGGCCAAUCGAAUUGCAGUGUCGUCCACUUUGACAAUGAAGGAGAUCGCCGUUUCCAUGUCAACGACGUCGACGUCCAGGUGGAGUUCAAGUCCCAUCAGUGGUUUGGGGCGACAGUGCGUUCCCAUGGCAACACUGUCCUGGCUUGUGCCCCGAGGUAUUACUGGAGAACGGAACACGACGCCCCCUUCUCUGACGUCACAGGAACUUGCUACCUCUCCGUGGACAACCUCAAGACAUUUGUGGAGUACGCCCCCUGUCGCACAGAGAGACAUGGUCCUGCCGGACAGGGCUACUGUCAGGGCGGGUUCAGUGCUGACUUCACCAAGGAUGGGAAGAUUGUUCUUGGAGGACCAGGAAGCUUUUACUGGCAAGGUCAGCUGAUCUUAGCCACCACAAAGGAAAUAGUCAAGGCCUACUACCCUUCCUACUUCCUGCUCUCUGUUACCGGGCAGAUCCAGACCCAUCAGGUGCAGGGGAGCUAUGAUGACAGUUACCUGGGUUACUCUGUGGCCGGCGGGGAGUUCAGUGGAGAUAAUAUUGAAGAUUUCGUCACGGGAGUCCCCAAGGGACUCAUGUUGUAUGGUUUAGUGUCCAUACUCAAUGGAACAGACCUGAAAUCCAUGCUGAACCUCACCGGAGAACAGAUGGGGUCCUAUUUCGGCUACGCAGUGGCAGCCACGGACAUCAACAACGACGGGAUGGAAGACCUUGUGGUGGGAGCUCCCAUGUUCAUGCAGAGGGGUUCCGACGGACUGCGUUGGGAGGAGGUGGGCCGUGUCUAUGUGUACCUGCAGCGGCGACCCUUGCUGUUUGAACCCAGGCUGCCCCACCUGGGGGGGACCCAGGCCUUCGGGAGGUUUGGCAGCUCGCUGGCCCCACUGGGAGACCUCAACCAGGAUGGCUUCAACGAUAUUGCCAUCGGCUGUCCCUUUGGAGGAGACGACCAACAGGGAUUGGUCCUCAUCUAUAAUGGACAUGCCAGUGGACUGAUGGACAUGCCCACUCAGACUCUAGCUGGCCAAUGGGCCUCUGGCACCUUCCCCGCCAGUUUUGGCUACGCCCUCCGCGGAAAUAAAGAUCUGGAUCAUAAUGGCUACCCAGAUCUCAUCGUAGGUGCUUUUGGGGUUGACAAGGCUGUUCUGUACAGGGCGCGGCCUAUUGUCAAUGCCAGUGCCUCUCUUAUGCUGCAACCUACCAUGAUCAAUCCAGAGGAGAAGAGUUGUACGGUGUCCAAUGGGAAUGAGACAAUCUCUGUGUCCUGUGUCAACCUCAGUUUCUGCCUCUCGGCCAAUGGGAAGCACCUCCCUGCUGAUCUAGGUUUUGUGGUGGAGGUACAGUUGGACCAUCUGAAGCAGACCCAGAAGGAGUCGUCAGUGAGGAGAACUCUGUUCCUGGAUAGCCAACAGCCCAGCCUACUGAAGACCAUCACCAUGGCCAAUGGAGGACGAACGUGUCAUGACACCCGCAUCUACCUGCGAAGUGAAGGGGAGUUUAGGGAUAAACUUUCCCCCAUUUACGUCACACUCAACUUUAGCCUGGACCCUCUCGCUUCGCUGGAUCACCAUGGUCUCAGGCCCAUUCUAAAAUACCAGACAACACACCUUAUAGAGCAGAAGGCCCAGAUUCAGCUGGACUGUGGUGAGGACAACAUCUGUGUCCCUGACCUCAAACUGGCUGUUUAUGGCGAUAGGACGGAGGUGUAUCUGGGUGACGAUAACUCCCUGACCCUGACUUUCAAUGCCAGGAACGAGGGAGAGGGCGGGGCCUACGAGGCAGAGCUUUACAUGGUGCUUCCCCCAGAGGCUGACUACAGUGGUAUAGCCCGCAACAAUGCGAGUCUGACUCAGCUAACCUGUAGCUACGAGGCAGAGAAUCAGACCCGCUCUCUGGUCUGUGACCUGGGCAACCCUAUGAAGUCUGGCACAAGUUUGUGGGCAGGCCUCCGCUUCACUGUGCCCCGACUGAAUGACACUUACAAUACGGUGCAGUUUGAGCUCCAGAUACGCAGUAAAAAUGAGAAUAGCUCCCAGAGCGAUGUUGAGCUCUAUGAUCUUGAGGUGGCUGUGGUAGCUGAUGUUAUCCUACAGGGCGUUUCUCGUCCGGACAAGCUCCUCUUCCCUCCCCCAAACUGGAGGAUGAGCCACAGCCUCCAAGAGGAGCAGGACAUUGGGUCUGAGAUCCAGCAUGUCUACGAGUUGGUGAACAAUGGGCCCAGUAUGAUCAGUCAGUCGGUGCUGGAGCUGCGAUGCCCUCUGAGAGCUCAGGGUCACGAUCUUCUGUACCCUGUGGAGAUCAUCACUCAGGGACCACUCAACUGCAGCUCCAACCACACCCUCAAUGCACUGAAACUCAAGCUCCAGCCUCCUACAACAGAACAGCCUCCCUCCUCACAGACGGUCAGCCCUGAACACCACAUCCAGAGGAGAGAGGUCUACAGGGAUCCUCUGGCCAAACAAAGCAACUUGUCAUGCUCUAUGGUGGAGUGCUGGAGGCUGCACUGCCAUGUGGGGUUACUGGAGAGAGGAAACAGUGUCAUUCUGACAGUCCGCUCACGCAUCUGGGCUGAGACCUUCAUCGAGAGGGCAUACAAGCAGUAUGUGCUGGAGUGUUCUGCCCAGUACAGAGUCAAGAACAUGCCCUAUGCCAUCGCUCCCAAACUCAAACCCAGUGGAUCCACAAAGAUCCUGACUCCAGUGAUGUGGAACAAGCCGGAGAGCCAGUACAUUGUACCCCUGUGGAUUAUCAUUCUGGCCAUACUGGCUGGACUGCUGCUGCUCGCCCUGCUCAUAUAUGUACUAUACAAGAUGGGCUUCUUCAAAAGAUCCAAUCCCUAUGGUACAGCCAUGGAGAAAGCUCAACUCAAACCCCAGGCUUCUUCUGAGGCCUAAAUGGUGGACCAUCCCAGACGUCGGUUCGAAAACUGGAAAGUCGUUGCGUUGGCCUGAACUCGUAUCUCCAAAUUAACUACAGAAUACUCAUGCAUGAAGGGCAGUCUUCAACUAAUAUCAGUAGGAUGAGUACUACUUGGACCUCACUGGUAUUCAGCCUGGUACUACACACUGAAAUGCUCAAGCAGGCGAACACAAAAUGAGAUGUCCGGCUCAAACUACAACAGAGCUAUCCUGGCACGGUUGAAUGGACAAUAAUGUCUUUAAAAUCCUGCUUUUUGCUUUGGGAAAAUCUCCAUCAAAGUAGCAACACUGGAUGGGGCAAUGGAGCAUUCAUUCAAUUGUUUUAUUCACCAAAUACAUCUUUACCUAAAUCAAAUCAAAGUUUAUUGGUCAUGUACACAGUUUGGUAGAUGUUAUAGUGGGUGCAUCGAAACGCUUGUGUGACUAGCUCCUAACAGUGCAGCAAAAAUUUCAAACAAGUACAAUUAGUUUUCUUUUAUUAACUUGAAACAAGAAAUCACGAAUGGCAGAAUGAAUCUAGUUAAUAACCCAAAUAACACUAUGGAUCAGUAAUCCCAAAUGGAAUCUAUGCGUAUACACACAUAUAUAUACAAAAUUGUCAUACUUGAGUAAAAGUAAAGAUACUGUACCAUAACAGAAAAUGACUCUAGUAAAAGUGAAAGUCACCCAAUUAAACGCUAUUUGAGUAAACGUCUAAAAUAUUUGGUUUCACACUCCAAAGCAAACCAGACGCCACGAUUUUCUAGUUUAUUUUAUUUAAGGAUAGGCAGGGGCACACUCCAACACUUAGACAAUCAUUUACAAACAAAGCAUUUUUUUUUGUGAGUCGGCCAGAUCAGAGGCAGUAUGGAUGACCAGGGA
Oncorhynchus tshawytscha (Chinook salmon) is the source of this 4220-nucleotide messenger RNA. RefSeq names its product integrin alpha-5. Gene Ontology annotation, biological process: integrin-mediated signaling pathway; cell adhesion mediated by integrin; cell-matrix adhesion. The record is from RefSeq and is a predicted model, not a curated record. The transcript is spliced from 30 exons. Lineage: Eukaryota; Metazoa; Chordata; Actinopteri; Salmoniformes; Salmonidae. The coding region runs from base 147 to 3335 and encodes 1062 amino acids. Gene Ontology annotation, cellular component: integrin complex; external side of plasma membrane. Gene Ontology annotation, molecular function: integrin binding.